AAAAAAUGUCCACAUUUGUGGACGUGAACAUAGUGAAAUACCUUUGUUCUUGCGAAAAAAGGCACCCAAUAUGUCGCCUGUACUUGUGUAGACACUGUUUGAAACUUAGAUGCGGAGACUGUGUCCAGCAUGAGGUUGACACACCUUAUUGCCCAAACUGUUUGGAAAAUAUGCCAUCUGCUGAGGCCAAGCUUAAAAAGAACAGAUGUAGCAACUGUUUUGAUUGUCCGAGCUGCGGUCACACCCUGACUACCAGGGCGACCAGUACCAGCAUCCCGGAUCCUGAGGAUCCUAACAAAACCACACCCAAGAAGAUGUAUUACAUGGUCUGCGGAUUUUGUCGCUGGACCACCAGAGAUGUGGGCAUCCAAGACAAGCCAGUCGCCAGUGGAGGAUGGGAAGAUUUGGAGAACAAGGAUUCAAAGCAGAUAUUCUCUUUACUUGAAACUUACGAGAAAAUUGCUCAGAAAGAAAAAGCUGAAAAAGAGAGAAAGAAAUACGUCAGGCGAAGGAGCUACCUCAGCUACACAGCUGGCAUGGACAAAUAUGGAAUGGUGUCUGUUGCUGCCAAAAGGAAGCAGGGGAACCUGGCCAAUCUAAGCAUCAAGGAAAAUGAAGAAGUCAGUUUUUCUAUGGUAAAACCAUCUGAGACUGUCAAAAUGUUUGAUCCACUCCCAGAGAGUAUAUUCACAGAACCAUUACAGUUAGAUAAGAUGAGCACCAUCAGCCAGAGACAUGCCUCCCCGGAGUUCCAACCCAGCGAGAGCAGCGUCCUCUACCCGCUUCAUAAACACCUGCUCAUCAGAAGGUCCCUUAGGUGUAAGGAAUGUGAGCACAACUUGAGUAAACCAGAAUUCAACCCAAUAUCUAUCAAGUUCAAGAUUCAGCUAAUUGCCCUGCACCAUAUACCUGAAAUAAAGAUUUUCUCUCCUCCUGAGCUGGUGCUGAAGAAGGACUGCAAGGUGACUUUGACCCUGACUAAUCCUAGCGCAUACAACAGCAAGCUUUCCUUCCUACAAAUCGACUCCAAGGAGGAUGACUUCAGCAAUGCAAAGGUGGAGCUGCCAAAACAAGCGAUUACUGUUGCUCUUAGAGAUGACGCCGCCUUGUAUGAUGAUGGAAGUCAAGGUCAAGAAGUGUUCAAGGACGAUCCAAGUGUUAUAGCUUUCAGAAAGUCGAAUAAGGUGGGACUUAUUCUGAAGGUCAAGCCGCUAAAUCCAGAGGAGGAUGUCAAGGUAUUUAUCUAGAUCUACACUAAAGACAGAUAUG
Molecule: messenger RNA, 1269 nt
Organism: Ostrea edulis (European flat oyster)
Lineage: Eukaryota; Metazoa; Mollusca; Bivalvia; Ostreida; Ostreidae
Product: dynactin subunit 4-like
Exons: 13
Coding region: 6-1247 (413 amino acids)
Cellular component (GO): dynactin complex
Source: RefSeq, a predicted model, not a curated record